AGGGAGUUAUCAUAUGGAGAAGGAAGGCCUAAGAAGAAGCUUACACCUUUUGGAGGCAAACAGUGUAAUGGUGGACACUGUUAUCAGUGACCGUCACCUUCAGGUCCAAAAGCUUCUGAGGGAUCACAACAUCAACCACUACUUUGACAUAUGGCAUGUGGCAAAAGGGCUGUCCAAGAAGAUUGACAAAAUUAGCACAGAAAAGGGCUCGGAUUUGGUAAAGAAAUGGCAUCGCAGUAUCACCAAUCACCUUUACUGGUCGGCAACAUUCUCCAAGUCUGGACCGGAGAAAAUAGCCAAAUGGACCUCCAUAGUGAAUCACAUGCAAAAUAUCCAUAAACACUCGAACCGAGCUUUCCCUCGAUGUUUACAUCCUCGAAAGAUUUCAAGGGCCGUUCGAAAGUGGUUCACACCAGGGUUACCAGCAUUCAACCGAAUUCAUCGGGUCCUUACAAACAAGCGACUUCUCAGUGAUGUCGAGAAGUUGAGCCCAACCUAUCAAACCUCUGCCGUGGAGUCUUUUCACAGCAUCAUACUGAGGUUUGCGCCCAAGAAUGUGGUCUUUCCCUACAUAGGAAUGCUGUGCAGAUUGUACUUAGCUGCCAUGCAUUUCAAUGAAAACUGUGAGCGUCCCCAGAUGACAACAGUGAAAGGAGAACUGAUCUACAGGCUUUCUUUUCCCAAGGCCAAAAAGGGAGGCCAUGUUGUCAAACCAGUGAAAACAGAGGCAACAUGCUGUUAUGCCCUCAAUAUGAUUCAGCUGGUCUUUGACAAAAUCGUUCAGGACCCUCACCCAUACAUCACAGAGCUGAAGAGAGUACCAGUACCCCCAAACCUGUGCGCCACACUUGACCGACCCACCAAGAAGGAAGCAGUUGCUCGCCAUGUGUCGCGGUUUAGUCAAGGGGGGGUUUGAAUCCCACAUACUGUCCAGAUGAGUCGGGAAACUCCAUCCUAAUACGAUGCACAACACAGGAUGGUAUAACCACACGUACACUACGGCCAAGAAAGCCCCAGCACCAACUGACAAACCAGCGAUAUGCCAAGUAUCUGC
This is a messenger RNA of Misgurnus anguillicaudatus (oriental weatherfish), 1054 nucleotides long. The record is from RefSeq and is a predicted model, not a curated record. NCBI's taxonomy places the organism in Eukaryota, Metazoa, Chordata, Actinopteri, Cypriniformes, Cobitidae.